This is a messenger RNA of Schistocerca gregaria, 653 nucleotides long. RefSeq lists its product as uncharacterized. The record is from RefSeq and is a predicted model, not a curated record. Bases 51 to 527 code for a protein of 158 amino acids. The transcript has 4 exons. NCBI's taxonomy places the organism in Eukaryota, Metazoa, Arthropoda, Insecta, Orthoptera, Acrididae.
GGCGGCAGCGGGGCUGCGUGUGUACACGAGGUCUGCGUUCGUCGCCCGCCAUGGCGCCUGCUGCCGCCAAAGUGUUUCUCUUCGCGUUCGUCGCCUGCCUGCUGAGCGCCGCCGUCUCAGCUGUGGCUUACUACGACUGUGGUUCCACAUACGACCUCUUGGGUGUUGACUUCGCAGGUUGUGAAAACCCGCCGUGUCCUCUGGUGGCUGGGUCAACGAUCAACGUCACCUCCACGUUCUACGCCAAGUCCGCCUCUAACAGCGUGCUGAAUGACGUGUACUUCGUGAUGAACACAGUGCAGCUGCCGGCCACGGUGACUUCGUGCACCUGUUCGGGCGUGGAGGGCACGUGCGUGGGCCAAGAAGGCUGCGCCAUCGCCCAGGGCGCGACAAUGGAUUACCACGCGCAGGUGCUCGUCGGUAGGGGGUUGCCGCCGGUGGAAGGUAGCCUGGUUUGGGAGAUGUACAAUGAAGUGCAACACAAGAUCAUAUGCUACAAGGUCGAAGUCCAGAUUUUUUGGCCGUAGGAGAUGUCAGCCGAUCCGUGAACAAGACUGCUGAAUUAACGUCAACUUGCAUUGUUGCAAGAAAGACAAAAGAACACUAAUGUUUUAAGAUUGCUCCCUUGAUAAAUAAAUUAAUCUUGCAUUGCA